CGACAGUACGUCAUCGGUGACACAUUGCUAGGGAAGCCUGUCUGUGUUUCAAGUGGAGCUGAGAUGAGAUCGACCCGCACACACACAACUGCCGCGGACGUUUGAUUGCAAAUACACUUCGGGGCUACCGCAAAAGCAAGCCAUGGAGCAAUCGGUCACCACCAUACCACACGACUAUCCGGAACCAGUCGCCACCGACAGCUACAUCAUACCGACGCUCGGACUCUACCACGGCUCGUUCGUCUUCACCUAUCUGUCCACCUUUCUGUCCUACAUUACGCCGUACGAUCUGCCAGUAGUCUACUGCAUUCUAGAGCUGCUGCGCGAUGCAUUCCACACGAAGGUGUCCUUUCUGCAGCUGAUACUGGAGGCCCUCAAGGUUGAGUCGGGCUACAUCUGUCUGAUAGCGAUCUUUUUCCUGAUCUCGCUCAUACCGCUCUGCUACACGAUCGCCUGGGGAUGUGCGAAGGAACCGGACGAUGAUCUGAAUCCCGGCCCAACCGUCGAUGCCAUCAUACAGGCGGAGGAGCUAUCGCUCGAGGAGUCUCUGCACUGUCGCAAAAGUUUCCUCGGUCUAAUGCUCCAGGUCGUCAUACUGCUGCUGAUUGCCGGUGUCAUAGCAAUGUUUGUGACGAACGAACAGAUUGCCUCGGCCGUCGAUCACACGCCCACCGUCGUGCGGUCUUCAUUGCUCGAUGCGGCCACGUAUCUGCGCGAUGCCGAAUCGCAAAUGCGGUUCGUCAUCGCGCAAGGACUUGCCACCGCGACCGAGCGCAUAAGGGACGAUCUCGAAGCCGUCGACAAGCUGCUGGGCGAACCGAUUCAGCACCAUCUCGCACUGUUUACCGGCAUCGACAUCAUCUUCGAGUCGAUCAUUGAGAUUAGCACGAGCAGCAGCAACCUGUCGCGCCGUAUCCAUCUGCUGCAGGAUGCACUGGCCCGGGCGGCCAAGAUCUCGUACGAGGCGGAGUAUCGGCUGGACGAGCUGCAGAUACAGCUGACGGUGCUGCAGCGCCAGUGCACGUUUCGCGAUCGGCCGCUUUGUGAUACGCUGCGCAUCAGGAACUUCGAGGACACGGGGCUGAUCGACCGUAUUCGGAAGCUGCAGGCGGAUCGCACGCUUGCCAAGCUGAUGGCGAUGGGUGAGGCGAGUCGGAACAGUAGCAUGCAUGCGUUGUCGCAGGAGCUUACGCUGGCAAGGGCUACCUUCCGCAACUAUGCUGGAGAGGUGCGCAAUGCUACCGAAGAUCAGGCAGAUCUGGUGGAGGAGCGCCUGGAGGAGCUGAGCAACGAUACGGAAGCGACUGUAAGCGUGCUGUCGCAAACGAUCGGUGAGCUGGUGGGACAGGUGAAUCGGACGGCAAACUUCUCCGACUCGUUCUUCGAUCGGUACCGUGAGAUUGGUGCGAUCUUGUGGUUGGCCGGACUCGCGACCACCAUCAUGACGCUGCUCGUGACGCUCAUUCUGCUGAGCGCGCUUAGCUGUGGCUGCUGUCACGCGGACAAUAAGGCGGGCAUCACGCUCAUCCUCGGCGCUGUUUGCAUCUGUAUUGCAAGCUUAGCGCUGUCUGGAUUCACGAUGAUGGAGAUGUUGCUGGGCGCUCAUGGGCAGCUGUUCAUCUGCCAUCCGCUGUACAACGAGCCGGACUACACUGUGCUGCAGAAGCUGAUCGACAAACCGGGACUGAUUUACCCAACCGAACCACAGUAUGGGAUCAUCGGGGAGCUGCUGCGACAGGCUGCUCCGGCCGAUGCACGAUGGUCACAGCCAGUACAGAUAUCGCUCUCGAAAGCGCUGAACGAGUGUGAACAGGGUCGUGGCUCGUACGGCACCUUUCAGCUCGAUUCACUGCUCAAUCUGUCCGCGAAAAUAGAGCACCGCAAGCGGCCCGAGCUUGAGCGAGCGAUUGAGAGUGUGGGCGCUAGCGAGGAACCAUUUCUUGGGUUUACCGUACGCAUCCAGGGCAUACUGGAGGAUAUGCUGUACGACUCGGACCUCAACAUGACGAGCACGCGCAUCGAGCUGACACAACUCUCGCCCGACAAGGAUGUGCUCACGUUCAUCGAUCAGCUGCAGCGCGUAUCGGCCCAGAUCCAGGAUGUGGCCACCUCGAGCCGCAUGACCACACUUGGGUCGCGGGCCAAGCGCUUGCAGCUCUCGCUGCUGGCACCGCUCGAACAGUUGCGCGGUGACAUCGUGUACCAUCUAACCGCGCUCGAGCUGCAGCUAUCGCCGUGGGCCGCGCAGGUUAAUAAAAGCUUGACGCACCUGCGAAACGCGCAGUCCUUCCUCGACACGGACGCGGCUGAGGUGUGCUACAACCGUAGCGACACCUACCGGGCAAGGUUGCGUGGCCACCUGGACGCUUACCGGAACUACACGACCAUGGUGCUGAACGAUCGAUGCGCAAGCUGUCGACCUCUGUUCGACAUCUUCGAUGCGAUGCGCAUGCUGUUCUGUCACCACAUUAUGGAUCCCAUGAAUGGGCUAUGGUUUUCGGCGUUUCUGUGCCUGUUUCUGUGGGCUGUGGCGACGCCACUGUCGUUAAUGCUUUCCUCCACCUACAGGCGGCUCGAGAUACUGUCGACCAAACUGCAACAUUCCAACAGCCAUCGGUACAAUGCACGAGCUUCCGUACGUGAGGAUCAGCGAGAAUCCAGCCACUGGUCGACGCAACGAUCCACCGUCAGUGUUAUGCCGGACAUAGACAGAUCUAAUUGGUAAUCGAUUCCCGCGAGAUGUGUUUAAAUUAUCGUACGAAUAUUCCAUUCCUGCUACCUGAAAAUCGUCUCAUAACCACAUGAAUCUCCCAGCGAAAUCUCCUCCGAGUGGUGAACUAGAAUCUAAGUUUAAGCCACGUGCACACUGCCAUUUUCCGAACCCUCAAUUUGCGUGCAGUACAUGAAAAUAUUCAGGGUGGCCAUAGGGGCGAACCAUUCCCAACACAAACACACACACACAUACGCAAACACAGACAGGCGCGCGAAAGAUACGCUUGCAUUUCUCUUUCUCUCCUCCCGUUCCUACCCGACCCGAUCGAAAUGCGCAUACGCGGGCUACGCGAAGAUCCGUCUCGGUGCAUGUUAACGCAAUGGCAGAGUCGAGCACGGACGAGGAGCUUUCACACUACACGGCAACCGGCAGCGGUGAGGAGGACGGCACCGAAGAGGGGGCGGUCGUAAUUGAGUACAUCGAGUUGCGGUACGAAA
Messenger RNA from Anopheles gambiae (African malaria mosquito), 3210 nucleotides. RefSeq names its product prominin-1 (gene prom). The transcript has 7 exons. Gene Ontology annotation, cellular component: membrane. The record is from RefSeq and is a predicted model, not a curated record. Bases 143 to 2725 code for a protein of 860 amino acids. Lineage: Eukaryota; Metazoa; Arthropoda; Insecta; Diptera; Culicidae.